Molecule: messenger RNA, 1326 nt
Organism: Trichomonas vaginalis G3
Lineage: Eukaryota; Parabasalia; Trichomonadida; Trichomonadidae
Product: ribonuclease inhibitor domain-containing protein
Exons: 1
Coding region: 1-1326 (441 amino acids)
Source: RefSeq, a predicted model, not a curated record
AUGGUCAAAAUUAUAGUUGAUUAUGCCUUCAAGAAUUGUCAGAAUUCAAUCACAUCAAUUAGUUUUGAGGAGGAUAGUAAAGUUAUCAGUAUUGGUAGUUACAGCUUCUAUAACGCAAAAAUAGAAACAGCAAAUCUCAGUAAUUGUAAUAAACUUACAUUGCUUAACGAAUCAGUCUUCGGAUAUUGCCGAUUCUUGACCUUAAUUUUACUUCCACAAAAUAUUUCAAGUAUUGGACGUGACUGCUUUCUUUGGGCUUCAUCUCUUCAAUCAAUAGAUUUACCAGAUUCAGUAGAAACUAUAUAUCGCGCCGCAUUUUCAUAUAGUGGUUUAACAACCAUUAAAAUUUCGAAAACUUCUAAAUUAUCAAAAUUAGACUCAGUUUGCUUUACUAACACAAAACUUUCGUCAUUUUUUAUUCUAAAAUAUCUAAAAGAUUUAACAUUCGAUUCAUUUGAUGGCUGCCAAUAUUUAGAAAAUAUAACAUUGGACCCUGAAAAUCAAUAUUAUAAAUUUGAAUCAAAAACUCUAUUUUCAGGAGCAGAUAAUUCAACAUUAUUUAGGGUAAUUAAUACAUAUUCAGAAAGUGUUUAUGUCGUUCCUCCUUACGUAAUAAAUAUUUCCAAAAAUUGCUUUUAUAAAUUAAAAAUUAAAUCUAUUCUACUUCAUAACAAAAUUACUUAUAUUGGAAAAUAUGCAUUUUAUGAGUGCAAAUCAUUAACAAGUAUUACACUUCCAGAAAAUGUUAUAUCGAUUAAAGAUUAUACAUUUCAAUAUUGCACAUCACUAACAAGUGUAACUCUUCCAAAAAAUCUUCAAAAUAUUGAUGCUGCUGUAUUUGAUGGAUGUACCUCAUUAAGAAGCAUUGUUUUCCCAGAGAGCUUGAAAAUAAUUGAAAUUUGGGCAUUUUAUCAAUGCACAAGCUUAAACAAUAUCACAUUCCUUAAUAAUUCCAAUUCAAUCAUAUUUGGACUUAACCCAUUUUUGGAUAUUUUAAAUCCAGUAAAUAUAUAUGUUCCAGGCAUGCUUAAAAUUAUUGAGGGAGUUCCAGAGGUUUUUCCAAAAGGGAGCCAUUUAUAUAUAACAAAUCAAACAAUUUUAUUAUCUUGUGUUAAAUAUAUAUUUGGGGAGAAAUUUUUUCAUGUUCACUUUGAUGAACCACUUAAAAUUUCAGAUAAAUCAACAAUUGAUACCAUCAUAUACAUAUCUAUUGAGGAUCUAUCUUUUCUUCAGAUUAAGCCUAAAACAAUAGAUGACUUUAUAUACGAUCAUGGUAUUUCUGCUUUUCUCUCGUCUUUCAUCAUUAGCAUUAUUCCACAGUCUUAA